Messenger RNA from Piliocolobus tephrosceles (Ugandan red Colobus), 2672 nucleotides. RefSeq names its product solute carrier family 38 member 7 (gene SLC38A7). Gene Ontology annotation, cellular component: membrane. Gene Ontology annotation, biological process: amino acid transmembrane transport. NCBI's taxonomy places the organism in Eukaryota, Metazoa, Chordata, Mammalia, Primates, Cercopithecidae. Gene Ontology annotation, molecular function: L-glutamine transmembrane transporter activity; L-asparagine transmembrane transporter activity. The coding region runs from base 301 to 1689 and encodes 462 amino acids. The transcript has 12 exons. The record is from RefSeq and is a predicted model, not a curated record.
CAUGUGAUCCAUGCUCACGUGUCUCCGCAGCCGGCUCGGGAAAGAAUCCCCAAAGCAAAUUUUAGGCAAAGUCUUGAGAAAAAAGAAAUUGGGGCCAGAAAGGGAAGUGAGGAGAACCAGAUCCCAGACCUUUGGAGAGAAGGAGCAAACCCCCUCUGGCACAGCCCAUCAGGGAGAAAGAGCAGGUUGAGAAGAGUCCUAGGCUAGCAGCCCCAAACAGGUGGGUGUUGCUCAGCUGCCUGGGGCAUGUGGUUGUAAGGCAGAACCCACAGACCUUGCAGGAAGAAGGCUCUUGGGGCCAUGGCCCAGGCCAGCAUCAACAGUGACUACAGUGAGUGGGGCUUGAGCACGGAUGCCGGGGAGCGGGCCCGGCUGCUUCAGAGUCCCUGUGUGGACACAGCCCCCAAGAGUGAGUGGGAAGCCUCUCCUGGGGGUCCAGACAGAGGCACCACUUCCACACUUGGGGCCGUCUUCAUUGUCGUCAACGCGUGCCUGGGCGCAGGACUACUCAACUUCCCAGCAGCCUUCAGCACUGCGGGGGGCGUGGCAGCAGGCAUCGCACUGCAGAUGGGUAUGCUGGUUUUCAUCAUCAGCGGCCUUGUCAUCCUGGCCUACUGCUCCCAGGCCAGCAAUGAGAGGACCUACCAGGAGGUGGUGUGGGCUGUGUGUGGCAAGCUGACAGGUGUGCUGUGUGAAGUGGCCAUCGCUGUCUACACCUUUGGCACCUGCAUCGCCUUCCUAAUCAUCAUUGGUGACCAGCAGGACAAGAUUAUAGCUGUGAUGGCAAAAGAGCCAGAGGGGGCCAGCGGCCCUUGGUACACAGACCGCAAGUUCACCAUCAGCCUCACUGCCUUCCUCUUCAUCCUGCCCCUCUCCAUUCCCAGGGAGAUCGGCUUCCAGAAAUAUGCCAGCUUCCUGAGCGUCGUGGGGACCUGGUACGUCACAGCCAUCGUUAUCAUCAAGUACAUCUGGCCAGAUAAAGAGAUGACCCCAGGGGACAUUCUGACCAGGCCGGCUUCCUGGAUGGCUGUGUUCAAUGCCAUGCCCACCAUCUGCUUCGGAUUUCAGUGCCACGUCAGCAGUGUGCCCGUCUUCAACAGCAUGCAGCGGCCUGAAGUGAAGACCUGGGGUGGCGUGGUGACAGCUGCCAUGGUCAUAGCCCUCGCUGUCUACAUGGGGACAGGCAUCUGUGGCUUCCUGACCUUUGGAGCUGCUGUGGAUCCUGACGUGCUCCUGUCCUACCCCUCGGAGGACAUGGCUGUGGCCGUUGCCCGAGCCUUCAUCAUCCUGAGCGUGCUCACCUCCUACCCUAUCCUGCACUUCUGUGGGCGGGCGGUGGUGGAAGGCCUGUGGCUGCGCUACCAGGGGGUGCCAGUGGAGGAGGACGUGGGGCGGGAGCGGCGGCGGCGAGUGCUGCAGACGCUGGUCUGGUUCCUGCUCACCCUGCUGCUGGCGCUCUUCAUCCCUGACAUCGGCAAGGUGAUCUCAGUCAUUGGAGGCCUGGCCGCCUGCUUCAUCUUCGUCUUCCCAGGUCUGUGCCUCAUUCAAGCCAAACUCUCCGAGAUGGAAGAGGUCAAACCAGCCAGCUGGUGGGUGCUGGUCAGCUACGGAGUCCUCUUGGUCACCCUGGGAGCCUUCAUCUUCGGCCAGACCACAGCCAAUGCCAUCUUUGUGGAUCUCCUGGCAUAACCACUGCCUCCCAGGGAACACAAGGCCUUUGCCAUUGGUCGCAGGAACCCAUCUCUUAGAGCUAUGGGGCCAUUGUUAGUCCACGGUCAUUCCAACGGGUGGGAUGACAUCCGGACAUCCUCUUCCAGGGACUGGGGCAAACUCAGGCCCCACACCUCUGGACAGCUCAAACCCGGUCCUCUUCCUGCUCCCCAGUGCUGGCAGUGCUGUGGAUGUUGGCAGGAAGUCUCACAUCGUAGAGGAACCUUCCUCCUCUCCCAGUUCUCAACUUCUCCAUGCCUGGAAUCCAUGGGUGAAGAGAGUCGGUAGAUCUCAUAAGAAAGAAUCCAGUCUGACUUCCUGACUUCCCUCUGGAGAAUGACUGUGGACAGAGGGCUACCAUGCUCCACAGAGCACCCUAUCCUGAGUAGGGGCUGUGCUCAUUACCCCAGGCCAGUGGUAGCUUCCUCAGGAGCCUGGUCAUUUCCAAAGGUAGCACUGAAGUCAUACAAAUGCAUAGUCAGGUAGAUUCAGGCCUUGCCCACACCUUCCUGGGCAACCCCCACCAUGAACCUGUCAGCCUCUUUCCCAUAGCUAACGGACAUUUCCCAGGCCUUGAGGGGCCCAGUUGUGUCUCUUUCACCAAACCUGAUGGUCCAGGCUGGGCAUCUCUCCUCCUCCAUCCCCAACAUCACCAGGUCUAUUGUUUACAAACGGUGCCAGCCCGGCUCUGAAGCCAACGGCCGCCCCGUGCCAUGGUGCUGUGAGUAUUCCUCUGUUAGCUUUCCCCAUAAGGUUGGGGGAUGUCUGCUUUUCUCUCUGAGAUGGGCCCCUCUUUUCAGAGGCCCCAGGGUGGGUGAUGGAGAAGGCUGGGAACAUUUAAGACCCUCUGUGUCUAAUUACCUAGAGACAAAAAAAAAAAAAAAUAGGCAGGGCCAGGCCCGGUGGCUCACGCCUGUAAUCCCAGCACUUUGGGAGGCCAAGGCGGGCAGAUGACUUGAGGU